AUGCCGCCCCGCUUACACCGUAAAGUAGCCAAAACCAAGACUUUUGCUGGAUGCUGGACUUGUCGUCGUCGCAAGGUCAAAUGCGACAAUCAUCGGCCACAAUGUGCGCGGUGCGGAGAGUCCUGCGAAGGAUAUGAUGUCGACCUGUACUGGAUGGACGAGGGCCGUGAGCGACCAUGUACGGUGAAAAGGAAAGCGAUGCUGAUCCAAGAUCCCCGGCUACCGCAGGAGAUUGACCUGGUCGAGGUCGACGACAUGCUCGGGAAACUGGACGCGAUCGUGGGUGAAGCCGGCGCAGGGACCAUCGGGGCGUUUUCAGCCUUCACGGUAGAUGAAUAUGACAUGCCGAGUUCAUCGAACGAAGGAUCUAGUGAGCCCGAUAUUGCAGGGAUGCCAAAUGAAACUCUGGGGCUGGAGCUGACGACGAUCGCUCCCGAAAUGUCCCUGUAUAUCGACACCGAUGUCGCCGAGUUGAUGGACAACUAUAUACAUGUCGUCGCCGACCUUUUGCAGCCCGCGCGCCACACGCAGAACCCAUACCGUUCCAUCUAUGUGCCCCGGGCGAUGGAAGCUGCGGCGUCCGGGUGGGUGGUUGGAGUAGGAGGGACUUCCUCUCAGGGGGGCACAGCCUUGUUUCAUGCUCUCCUGGCCGUAUCAGCAUUUCACAUGCAUCAAAACCAACCGGAUAUACCACGGUACCAGCGGCUGGGACGAUUACAUCGGUUGAAAGCGGUUGAGAGUCUACAAAAGUCGCUUGCAGAGGGAGAAAGUGCAGCGGACUACCACACGACCAUGUCGGCCAUGCUCUCCAUGGUGUCGAUCGAUCUCAUGGAAGGCAGCAUGACCGAGUUCUGGAUCCACCUCGAAGGCUGCGAAAAGCUGCGAUUGUCCCUACAGAACAGCCAGCUUUGUUCCUCACGACACGAUCAGCUAUUGACCAUCUGCUCGUUCAUGAGCACCUUAUCCCGAUCCACCAACCCGUACCUGGAACCUAAGCCAUGGAGAGAGCAUCCAUCAGUUUCAAUUGACCAUCUACUACGGAUAUCUCCCUUUCUGCCCGACAAUCACAGUCUGGAAUUCACAUACGGCACCACCGCAACGUUAGCCAGCUACAUGAGCCUGGCCAUUCUUCUCUCCCAACAUCUCUGCUAUUACGAGGUUCAUAACCUUCCCCUUCCGCCCUCGCUCGAGGAAGUCUGCGCCGCUCUAGAUCGAGCCCUUCUCACCUGGUCCAUCUCGGACGAGCCUCUGUCCUCUGUUCCAGACGGUGACUACCAAACUCUCUCGCUGGUCAGCUGCCACAUCCUCGCUUUCCACGCUGCAGUGGUUAUCUAUUUUCACACCCUCACCCAUGUCCGCUCGGCCUCGGUUCUGCGCCACUACAACAAGAUCUGUGUAUCCAAUUUGCUAGCUGCGGAGGCUCUCAAAUCGUCACAUGGUAGUCAGAUUGGCUGGAAUGCCAUGGCCCCGAUCGUCUGGCCAGGGUUUAUCGCUGCAUGCGAGGCCGAACUGGAAGAGCGGCCACUGUGGCGAGCCUGGUGGAUCGGGGUCCAGCGAUAUUGCAUUGGGAGUAUUCACACGUUAUGGGAUGUAGUGCAGGAAGUGUGGCAGGACGAAAAUCCCUACGACAGGGGCCCCAAAUGGAAGGCUGUGUUGGGAAGGAGAGGCCGGCGGGUCAUGAGUGGCGGUUAA
Aspergillus clavatus NRRL 1 is the source of this 1692-nucleotide messenger RNA. RefSeq names its product Zn(II)2Cys6 transcription factor. Gene Ontology annotation, molecular function: zinc ion binding; DNA-binding transcription factor activity, RNA polymerase II-specific; transcription cis-regulatory region binding. Lineage: Eukaryota; Fungi; Ascomycota; Eurotiomycetes; Eurotiales; Aspergillaceae. Bases 1 to 1692 code for a protein of 563 amino acids. The transcript has 3 exons. The record is from RefSeq and is a predicted model, not a curated record. Gene Ontology annotation, biological process: positive regulation of transcription by RNA polymerase II. Gene Ontology annotation, cellular component: nucleus.